AUGGAGAUUUCUCAAGGCUCCGACGAAUCCCACCGGAGAAAAUUCGCUCUUCCGGUGGACUCCGAGCACAAAGCCACCGAAUUCCGGCUACUCUCAUUCGCCGCUCCCCACAUGCGCGCUUUCCAUCUCUCCUGGAUCUCAUUCUUCGCCUGCUUCGUCUCCACUUUCGCCGCCCCUCCCCUCAUCCCCAUCAUCCGCGACGACCUCGAUUUAACCGCCACUGACAUCGGCAACGCCGGAAUCGCCGCCGUUUCCGGCGCGAUUUUCGCACGUGUGGCAAUGGGCACGGCGUGCGACUUAUUCGGGCCGCGGCUGGCCUCCGCCUCGUUGACCCUCCUCACGGCUCCGGCCGUCUACUCCACCGCCGCCGCCUCUUCUCCGGCGGGCUUCCUCCUGGCCCGAUUCUUUACCGGCUUCUCCCUCGCCACCUUCGUCUCGACCCAGUUCUGGAUGAGCUCUCUCUUCUCAGCCGGAGUCGUCGGAACCGCCAACGGAGUCGCCGGAGGAUGGGGAAAUCUCGGCGGCGGCGCCACACAGCUCGUCAUGCCGCUCGUUUACGAACUCAUCCUCCGGGCCGGGCCGGGCCGGUUCACCGCCUGGCGCAUCGCAUUCUUUGUCCCGGCCAUGUUUCAAACCCUCUCGGCCUACGGGAUAUUCUUCCUCGGCCAGGAUUUACCGGACGGGAACUACUCAGAGCUCCAUAAAUCCGGCGAGAAGCAUAAGGAUAGAUUCUCGAGCGUGUUCUCGGGCGCAGUUGGGAACUAUCGAGGAUGGAUAUUGGCGUUGACCUACGGGUAUUGCUUCGGAGUCGAGCUCACUGUCGACAACAUAGUCGCACAGUAUUUUCACGACAGGUNAAUGAGGGGGAGGUUGUGGGCUUUGUGGGGGGUACAAACGAUUGGAGGAUUGCUAUGCGUGUGGCUCGGGAGGGUCGGGUCGCUCGUGGGCUCGGUUGCAGUGAUGGUCGUGUUCUCGAUUUUCGUGCAGGCGGCGUGCGGGCUCACGUUCGGUGUCGUGCCUUUCGUGUCCCGGAGGUCUCUAGGUAUAGUUUCGGGCAUGACUGGUGGAGGAGGAAAUGUAGGUGCAGUUGUGACACAAGUGAUUUUCUUUAGAGGUUCAAGAUAUUCAACGGAGAGUGGGAUAACCUUAAUGGGGGUUAUGAUCAUAUGUUGCACACUAGUGAUUGCAUUAAUACACUUUCCUCAAUGGGGAGGAAUGUUGUGUGGGCCCAGCGGGGCCUCGACCGAGGAGGACUAUUACAUGUCCGAGUGGACAUCAGACGAGAAAGACAAGGGCUUUCACAUGGCCGGUUUGAAGUUUUCGGAGAAUAGUCGAAGCGAAAGGGGUCGGAGGUCUCGAUCAGGAUCAGGGCCGAUUCCUGGCGAUGGGAAUUCGAAUAUCGCCUAA
Striga asiatica is the source of this 1407-nucleotide messenger RNA. The record is from the annotation of a GenBank genome assembly. Lineage: Eukaryota; Viridiplantae; Streptophyta; Magnoliopsida; Lamiales; Orobanchaceae.